UCGCUAGCGCUGCUUGUGGUCACAGCCAGGCAAGCUCACAUCCCAUCUGGAUCACGCUCACUCUCUCCCUUCUGCUUUUCUACCAUAGAGUUGCACUGGAAACAGGAGAUAGAGGGAGUGUAGGAGCUCGCCAUCUCCAAGCGAUCUACAUUGGGAAAAACAUGGAGUCCGCUCCGGCAGCCCCCGAUCCAGCAGCCAGUGAGCCGGGCAGCAGCGUCUCCGAGGCGGCCGCCGGCGCCAGGGACACCCCGGCGAACCUGGAGCCGGCCCGGAAAAGCGAUGCGCCGGCCGCCGGCCGCCGGCAGAGCUACUCCAGCAGCAGCAGCAGAGGUAUUUCUGUAACAAAGAAGACUCAUACAUCUCAAAUUGAAAUUAUUCCAUGCAAGAUCUGUGGAGACAAAUCAUCAGGAAUCCAUUAUGGUGUCAUUACAUGUGAAGGCUGCAAGGGCUUUUUCAGGAGGAGUCAGCAAAGCAAUGCUACCUACUCCUGUCCUCGUCAGAAGAACUGCUUGAUUGACCGAACUAGUAGAAACCGCUGCCAACACUGUCGAUUACAGAAAUGCCUUGCUGUGGGGAUGUCUCGAGACGCUGUAAAGUUUGGUCGAAUGUCAAAAAAGCAGAGGGACAGCUUGUACGCGGAGGUGCAGAAGCAUCGAAUGCAGCAGCAGCAGCGAGACCACCAGCAGCAGCCAGGAGAGGCAGAACCACUAACGCCAACAUACAAUAUCACCACCAAUGGGUUAACAGAGCUCCACGACGACCUCAGUAAUUACAUUGAUGGGCAUACCCCUGAAGGUAGCAAAGCAGACUCUGCAGUUAGCAGCUUCUACUUAGACAUACAGCCUUCUCCAGAUCAGUCGGGUCUUGAUAUUAAUGGAAUCAAACCAGAACCAAUAUGUGACUACACACCAGCAUCGGGCUUCUUCCCUUAUUGUUCUUUUACAAAUGGGGAGACCUCUCCAACUGUGUCCAUGGCAGAAUUAGAACAUCUUGCACAGAAUAUUUCCAAGUCACACAUGGAAACUUGCCAAUACUUGAGAGAGGAGCUACAGCAGAUAACAUGGCAGACUUUUCUGCAGGAAGAAAUUGAGAACUACCAGAACAAGCAAAGGGAGGUAAUGUGGCAGUUAUGUGCAGUCAAAAUAACAGAAGCUAUACAGUAUGUAGUGGAAUUUGCCAAACGCAUUGAUGGCUUUAUGGAACUGUGUCAAAACGAUCAAAUUGUGCUUUUAAAAGCAGGGUCCUUAGAGGUUGUGUUCAUCAGAAUGUGCCGUGCCUUUGACUCCCAGAACAACACAGUCUACUUUGAUGGCAAGUAUGCUAGCCCAGAGGUUUUCAAGUCCUUAGGUUGUGAAGACUUCAUCAGUUUUGUGUUUGAAUUUGGAAAAAGUUUAUGUUCUAUGCACCUGACAGAAGAUGAGAUAGCUUUGUUUUCUGCAUUUGUUUUAAUGUCUGCAGAUCGUUCCUGGCUUCAGGAGAAGGUAAAAAUUGAGAAACUCCAGCAGAAGAUCCAGCUAGCACUUCAGCAUGUCCUGCAGAAGAACCACCGAGAAGACGGAAUUCUAACAAAGUUAAUAUGCAAAGUGUCUACUUUAAGAGCACUGUGUGGACGACAUACAGAAAAGCUUAUGGCAUUUAAAGCAAUAUACCCAGACAUUGUACGACUUCAUUUUCCUCCACUUUACAAGGAGUUAUUCACUUCAGAAUUUGAGCCAGCGAUGCAAAUUGAUGGGUAAACGUAUCAUCUAAGCACUUCUAGAAUGUCUGAAGUACAAACAUUAAAACAAAAGAAAGGAAAAGAAAAAAAAAAAGAAAGAAAACCAAGACACUUUAUAUGGCCCUGCACAGACCUAGGGAGCCAACACACUGCACAUCUCUUGGUGGUCGGGGUCAGGCGAAGGAUGGGAAACAAUGAAACAAAGUUGAACUUGUUUUUCUCAUGCAUAUGAUUUCCAUUAUGCCUACAAAUAUGGACCCUUUUUCUGUCUCAACUUCUCAAUCCUUGACCUCUGUUUACACAGACUGAGGGUACUAAUGUCAGAAGGUUGUUUUCUCUCGUAGUUCACUGCCCAGACUUUUGACAGAACAAUCAAUUUGUUGAUCAGAACAGAGAGUCCUGCUAGUAAUCAGCGAUUGGUGUGCAUUGCAGAGAUCUCAGCAUCAGUUUGCACAACUUGCUCAUUGUUUCAUGAAGGACGGUUUUUUUCACCUACCACUGUUUGCCAGUAGACAGAAUGGCAUGAAAAGGGUCCAUAGCAAUAGCAACAAUAGCAUUAUAAUAUAUUACAGGGUAAAUGGGCAUGAAGACUAUAUAUAGCAAAAGAGAUAUUGUUUAUAUAUUGUUUUAAUUAAUAUAAAAUGUAGUUACUGGUAUAGCUUUUCUUGUUGAAUUGAUAAGGCACUUUCAUUUUGCACCUUUUUCUUUAAAUUAAAUGCUAGCGUGUUCAUUGUUGUGUUGCAUGUGCACCAGAAAUUCAAGUUUAACUGAAAAAGGUUUGGCAGGUACUGGUACAUUGGGAGGUAUUUAUGCUGCUGUUUUCUAUGUUACUUUUAAAGAGAGGCUGGUCAUAUCCUGAAAUGGUUACACAGGUUUCUUUAAACAGUUUGAAAAUAAUGAAAAUUUUCUAAAUUAAAAAUUGUUUCUCAGCUGUUACUUUAAAAGGUACUUUUAUUUUCAAAUCUUUCAAACCUGGAUAUUUAAAAUUGCAAGCCUAAAUCUACAUUUAGGCACACAAAUAAAAAGCCUCAGUUUCAAAGGUGCUGCGCUUCCAGGGUCAAGGUUUAGCUAAGCAAUCACAGAUCACUUGGAUAGAGACGCACAGCAUCCUUGAAAAUCACGCUAUUCAUAAAGUAUAUUUCUCCCCACCAUAAAUCCAGGUUUGAAGUUACUGACUCAAGUCUGUAUCUGCAGUAAAAGUAUGUGUGUAUGAUAUGUAUGUGAAAAAAUAAUUUUUAUACAUAAUAUUACAUACUUUUAUGCUCCAUAUCGUAAACAAUGCCUGCAACCCCCAAACUCUGUCCUGUCAGAAUCCACCGGAGGUUCGUCUUUGACUUCAGUGAGAUCAGGUACUGACCCGUUUUCCAAAAUCCAGCAGUUCAAUUUAAGGUAGCUUAACAGAAAAGUAAUAGAAUAGUAAUAGAAAGAGUAAGAGAAAAAAUAGUAAUAGAAAAUGCACUUUAAAGUCUAUCAGAUGAAGACAGACUAACAAAGUAAAGGCACACUGUUGCUAAAAGGCCUUAUUUUGUGUUAUGAGGCCUGGAAAUCAUUCGCACCAUAAAUCUCCGUUCUGUAAUUCUCAACUUGUGAUCCAUGCAUUGCGUAAACCACCAAUAGGCUGGAUCUCGCAAUCUUUAUUAGUACAGCUUACCAUUCCCUUGAGCAAAAGCACUGUGUCUGAGUAAAUUUGGCAAGAUUUAGAAAUUAAACCCAGUUCUGAAGGGAACAGGUCCACAGUAAACAACACCAGAAAAUAAAAUGUGGCUAUGUGAGCCAGAGGUGCGCAAUUGCUGUGGAUGAGAUGAGGAUGUGCACCAACCGGCUGCCUUGUAGGCCAGUGCAAACAGGGUCUCAUGAGGUACCUCACAAAAAGCAAAGGACUUAGAAAAGAAAAAGAGAAGACAGAGUGUGCUCCCCUGCUUUAAUUUCUGGAGAUGAGGAAUCUCCAUCAUAUUCUGUAGUCAUUGGAAAGUAAUGGAGUGAAUAGAAGCACACUGAAGUCUGCUUUAAAAGGAGAAUUAGGACAGUGGAUUAUUAUGCCAAAAUAAAGUGUUUUUGGGGAUUUGAACAUGCUUCAUUUGGGGUCAAAUUGAGCCAUUUAGCCUGUGACAGCUGUUAAAAUCUUUAUAGUCUGCCUCAGGACGGAAGCGUAUGGGUAGCACUGUGUCUUGGCUGCUCCUGUCCAGCUGAGGCGGUUAGAAAGCCGGGGGGACGUCUGCGUGGGAGCGGGGCGGGCCGAGCCGGGCGGCCGGAGCGCCGGGCUGGAGGCGGGAGCGGGCGUCGCGGCAGAGCCCGGAGGGCAGCCCGCGCUGCCCCGUCCUGCGCGGCUCACCGCCCACGGCCCGCUCGCUCCCCCGCUCGCGCCGGCGCGCUUUCCCUCCGGCCAUUGUUUACCCUGUUGGAGCAACUGCCACGAUACGGCACUUUUAUUCUGAUAUUGUGUUCUUAUUUUUAAAAUGACCUUUUUAACUAACGAAUCUUUUCUGAAUGUGACCAGCCUUAGGUGCUAGUCCUUUAAAGAUCAACUAAACUUAAUCUCAGUGUCAGCUAAUGAAUAAUGAGGUAAGACUUGUAGUUUUUUAGUGCGAGACACAACUCCUACUUCUGACAGUAAGUAGGUUACCAGGCAAAGUAUUUUGGGAUUAAUUUUUGGUCGUGUCCCUUGCUUUUUUUUUUCCUGAUGAAUAUUAGGACUUUACCAGGCCUCUAGGUGCCGGUGGUUUUGUUUGGCAUCUAGUUCACAGUGUUUUCACCUUAAGUAACUGAAAACACAAAAUUUUGGAGCAUCUACUAAUAAAAUACAUAACCAUAAAGAGGUUCCAGAUAGGGUCUUAGCUGAAAGCCCUCUGUGUCUCAAGUGAGCUCGUGACGGGGUCUCCCGGGCUGCGGGGCACCUGCCCACUGUCCGUGCGCGGCGGCGGCUCCCGCGUCCUCGCGCCUCCCCCGGGCGGGCAGAGCCCCCCAGCCCGGCCGGUCCUGGCCACAGCUGCUAGCCGCUCGGCAGCUGAAUGUUCAGGAUUUUUAGUUUGCUCUUUGUUGAGAGGAAAGAAGGGAAUACAGCAUGGCAGGUGUACUGAAAAGACCCGCGUUGCCAAGGAGGCUGUUAGGAAAGGGGACGUGGAGCAGUCGGGCGAGGGGCCGGGCCCGGCGGGUGCCGCGCGAGCAGGCCGCUGCUCAGCUGGAAACGUUGGGUAUCAGCGGAUGCUCACACAAACGUUCUCAUCGUCUGCCCAGUUCACUACGAACAAAAACGUGAGAAUAGCUGAAGAUAGAGGAAUAAUGUAGCCGAAGAUAAAGUAACAAUACGUUGCUUUUGAAUGAGCUGUUCCUCAAAACCUGCAAAGAGAUUUUCAUAGGGUGUUGCAUCUAUCCACAGAGAUGUUGUCUGGCUUUCUAGGAAGGAGAUACUAUGGUGCACUGUCAGGUAAAGUACCCUAAAGUACUUCAGCAUCUCCAGCAUCGUUCAGCUUUUUAAAAACUAUGGGAUUAGGUGAGACGAGAGGCUGUUUUUAAGUUUGGUUGUUCUUUAUUAAAGCUUAUCUAUCUUAGUGUGGAUACCAAGAUAUCUGUGUGUGUAUGUGCGCAUGUGUGUGAGAGAGUCCAUUUGUGUGCGCACAUGAGCAGAUGCGUGGGGAUGUGUGAGUGGCUGCUUCUAGGCUGUUAAGUGUCAAUGGAAUAAAGAAAAUGUAUUCAAAAUACUUAAGUCAAAAAUAGAAGGUGGAAAAAAGAUUUAUUCUAUACAAAGCCUUGUCUGGACCACUUUAGAGAGACUUCUAUUUUUUUAACCCUUCUAUAAAUAUUUGAUGGCACUUGAAAUAUUCCUGCAAUAAAAUGUGAUUUGUGUAAACAUUAAAAAAAAAGAUUUUGUAAUGUGAAACAAUGAAAGAAAGUAAUGUAAUUUUUCUAAAAAACAAAAAAAACAAACGAACGAACUUUGUAUUAUUUUCUUGAUGGAAUUUGUCUAUUUGUCUUUGGAAAACUUUUUAUUUCAUUGAAUGUGCCAUAGUAGAGGUGUGUUUUUCUUUUUCUUUCUUUUUUUGUUUUUUACAUUUUAGAUUAAAGAAAUAGCUGUGUUACGACAUUCCAAAAUGCAAGAUGACAUAGCAGUCAUGAUUAAAAGGAUUGAUUAGUAAGCUUCGAUCAUUGUUGCUUUUUUUGCACAUGUUCUUCAUUCCUCUACAGUGCAAUAUGUACAUAGAGCACUUGCGGGUGUAACCUUGAUCCCUCAGGGAAAAAUACAUAUUUGUACAGGAUUUUUCUUUUUUUUUUUUUUGCCUUUUUUUUUUUUUUUUUUUUUUGCUAAGGAAUGUCGAUUGAAUCACUUGUCUGUUGUUGAGGGGCAGCCAGAUAAUAAUCCUAAACCACUGUCACAAAACAUUGAUUGUUUAAUCAUUUUGUGCCCUUUUAUUAUUUAAAAAGAAAAAUAAAAGUUAUUUUCUGACAGUUCUUUGUGCUGAUUGGUGAAAAAAGGGUAAGUAGAUAAGCACCUUAUGAUUGACUUAACUGUGAAUGACAAUCCAUCUUGCUAUCAACAACAGAAGCCCUACCGUUUUGGAGUGGGGGAUAAGAGUCAGAAACUAAUGUGCUCAGGGAUCUUCUAAAACUCUUCAACAGGGUGGCCAGUACUACUGGUGGGACAAAUUACUUUUUAAAAAAAUACUAGUAUUUCUUCCCCUUUCCCCUCCCCCCCAGGCACAAGUGAACUGGAUAGAUUUUUUUUUUUAAUCUAAAUGCUCUGUGUGUGCCUCAUUCUGUUGUUCAGUUUGUCAGUAUAUCUACUCAUUGGUCUUUAUUUUGUUCAAAACAAAGUACUCCAAACAGCUCAAGGUUUUGCAGUUUUACUUUAGAAAAUAAAUUAACGCUGACCAAUUAAUAGAUCAUGAUUGAAAUUUAAUUUCAUUACCUUCUGGAUAUUUUUAUAAUCAUAGGACUAUAUUUUCAAGCUGAAUUUCAGUGUUUUGCAAUAGAAAAUGAGUUUUCAGUAUUUAAAUUAUUGUUAAAGAAAACAAAUCAGUUUAUGAUAGGUUGUACAAUAUGAAUGAAAAGGUGAUGAUUAGGUCUUGACAAUAAAGUUGUGUAAUAAGGAGCAUAAAUCUGUAGAAAUAGGAGAACAAGAGUUCAGACCUUGGCUAUCAUUGUUGCAGAUGCUUCAUGGUGAAGCAAAAAAACCUGACUGGAAAGAAACACUGUAGCUGGAGACAUUCUUUUCAUAUCUAGUACAACAAAUACAGCAAUUACAGUGACCACAGUGGUAUCAAAACCCAAAUGUCUACUAAGUCUCUAAGUGCCAAAUUGUAGGAUUCUGGAAGCCUACCACAUUUGGUCUUGUUUGUGGCUUCCCCUUCUUCUUAACAUGCAAGUAGAAAAGUAAGUAAGCAACUCCAAACAAAACAAGCAAGAAUCUGAGACUUCAGUUAGAUCAGGCAGACAGUGAAUUUCUCCAUCAAACAUCAUUUUUUUUCUUGAGAAAGCAUCAGUUCUCCAGUAUCUCAGGUUACUGGGGGUUUUUUUCCACUGGAUGUAUGGCUUCCAGUUGUUCACUUAUGUAGCUAAUAAAUAGGGAAAUCUUUCUUAACGUAUUACAAGCUAGACAGUCCAGUGAAGCUUGGGGUGGACUUCCAAGGUGGACAGUUGCUCAGCAAGUAUGGCCUCUUGAUCACUUCGCAUUCUGGCAUCUUCAUUAGAAGAAAAUCGCUAUGGCCAAGUCUCAGUAGAAACUAAGUUACGUUACAUGCUUUCCAUAUAUGCAGAUCAAUUAAGCACUCUGUAAAUUUGUGCAAACCAUAAGAUAUGUUUUAACCAUGUAGUGGGGUGAUGCAGACAUUACAGGGUUUUUUUUGGACUCUUAGGACUCGCAUAGACCUUCCCUGGUCUGUAUGUUAUAAGCUGUGCCAACUGUGUGAUUUUUUUCUCCCCCCCCCCCCCCCCCCACAAAUUCUUAAAGUCCACAAAGUAGAUCAGUUUAUUAAUGUAAACUUCAGAAACAGCUUUUAAUAGCCAAUAUCCAAAAAUAAUAAGCAAUUUGCUCUUGAGUAUUCAGUAUCUGAAAUUCUACCUGUGCUAGCUGAUUCAGAUUGCACAGAGGAAAUAUCUGUAUUUAUUUUCCUUAGCUGGAGAAAUGUAACUAUUAGAAUUAAAUUUUUAUUAUUGAUACUAAUAUUUAUUAUUUUAAAAGUUGCAUUCCAUGAACAUGUUUGAAUAUUAGCUUUGUAUUGUCUGUUUGCUUAAAUUAUUCCUGCCAGUAAAUCAUUUGGUGGAAAUGAGGGCAAAUGCGUAAGGAAACCAAAUACAACAGAAAGGAAAAAGUUUUAAAAUUUAAAUGAGUAUUUAUUAAAAUAAUUGCAGUAUGUGCUUUAAUCCUAGUACUGUGAUAAUAGCAGCUGACUAAAUAAUGCUAAAUCACUGGACUUGAGGGGAGAAAUAGGUAACAUUUAAUAUAUAGUCCAAUUUUGGAACUUUAUUCAGGUACUAAAUAGAAUUUUAACAUCAAAAUAAAAGCUGUAUUCUACCUUCCCCGUAUGUAACAUUGUCAUUUAUCUUGUUUUGCCUUUAUCAUUGGUAGAAUAUAGCAAUAACACUUUAUAGCAAUAAGUAGGCUAUCCAAAUAAGAAAUAAAACAUGAUAAAGGCUUCAGAUCAAUAUUCCUGAGUUCAGUUCUUCUGCCAUAAUACUUACUUGUAUGUCUUCCCUCAUAAUCUCAUACUCCUUGGAGCCUGAUUUCACAGUCAAGCUGUUUAACUCGACGUGUGACGACACACUUUUUUGUUAACACCUGCAUGUUUCAGUGUUCCUGUGUCCUUUGCGUAUUUGUUUUCCUGUAAGCCAGUGUUUCUCAGGCUUUCCGAAAGCACGCUCCCUCCGGGCCGCGUUUCUCCGCAGGGCUCUCUGCGUCGGCAUUAGCUUCGUUUCGCUGGGGCAGGGGGUGAGAACCAGCUCCAAGUACUGGCCGCGUUUCCGAACGGGAGGAGCUGAGCCGCGGGACAGGGCUGCUGGGGCCCCCGAAGGAGCCGCGCGGGCCUGACGCGGUGCCUUGCCGAGCAGCCUAGCCAAACACCUUCAUGCCUGCGCCAGGGUUGUGACUUUCAGUCUGAGAAACACUACCCUAAAUUACCCCCAUAAAGUCUUAGUGUAGAGGCAUAAACUUUACAGGCACUUGCGAUCUGUAACGCUCUCGUAUCUAAUGCAGAGAAUUCAUAAGCAAUACAGUGAAUUGUAUUUCACAAAAAGGCAUACGUACUGUACACCUUUCUAGAUCCAAAACGUUCCUCAUUUCUACCUUGGUUCAGAAACAAGUUACGGAACAGUGGUGAAUAUUUGAAAUCUUAGGACAUUAACUGGCUGCUUCUUUAUGUGUAACUGUAUUGUCUGCCUGCUCCUUUUCUGGAGAUGUGUUUUUGUAUUGGAUGUUUGGGCCAAUGGGAGGCUUCAAGCUACAAUGUAUUUUCCCAGUUUAAAUAUAUUUAACAUACGACAAACCCCAGACAAGGCUUUUUAAAAUGUAUAAAGAACUGCAGUGUUAGGUGGUUUAUUUGCAAACUGUUUUCAAUGUUGUCCAUUUUUAUGGCACCUUUAACAAUAUUCUUGUUUCCAAAGUACAAAAAGGUUAAAAAUACUCUAGCCAUAACUGAAUGUCAAGCAAUAAAAACAAAUGACUUUUUGUGCAUAGAUUUAAAAGAAAUACAAGUUUUAGACAUCUGCAUGUAAAUGCAAUCUCUUGUUUACUGCUUUCUUAAACUUGAGCAACUGAUUCCUUAUUUUACUACUAAUUUAAGGACUUGUAAUGGCCUGUAAACAUUUUAUCUUGCUCUAUUCUUUCAACUCGAACUUUGUCUCUGCUUUGGAGUCAUAAUAUUUAAUGUUGUUCUGCUCACCUCUAUACAGUUAGCUUUUUGCUUUCAUUCUGUAUAGAUAAAGUUAUCCUAUAAACAGCCUACACAGUGCAAAUAUUUAUCUGUUUAUCAAAUACCACAUUAUGCUGUAUAAUAUCUGUUUUACUAUAUAAUCUAUUUUAGACAUAGCUGUUUAGAACUAGAGUGUGCUAUUUUUGUGUUUUUCUGAUGUGUGGUGCUAGAUAAGUUACUUUUGUGAACAAAAGCAAACAAACCCCUUUUAUUCCUAGACAAUACCACCUUUGGGUCUUGUUAAUUUCACUGAGUAUAACUAUAUAUAAAUAUAUAUAUAUUUGUGUAUAUAUAUAUAUAUACACCUACAUAUGCCCAACAAGUACCUGUAUCAGAGUACAAGAUUUGGGACAUGGUUUUCUCUUUAAAUGCAUAGUGUCAUUAUAUAAAUUAUUCUAUAGUAUAUUUAAUAAGGAGAAAAUUACUUCACCAGUACAGAUACUUGAUAUCAAAUGUAGAAUUUUUUUCUACAUUAUUACAUUUAUUAAUUAUUAACAUUAUUAAAAAUGUUCUGUCCAGAUUGUUAUCCUUUGGGUUACUAAAACUAUCGGUCUGUAUUGUAUCAGAAAAAAAGAAAAGCGUCUAAUCUGCCGGUAUAAAGUAUUUACAAUAUGCUGUCUAUCUGAAAGGGAGGUCGAUCUUUGGCUGGCUGGGAGAGCUCUAUCCCGUUGUUGCAUCUGAUAUUUAUAGAAGUUAUUCUGCUGGGUGCCUUCCUCCCUCUUCACUUUAAAUAGGAUCUGUACACACUCGAACUGCAGACGUUACUAGGCCAUGCAUACACACUUUGCUUCAGUUACUGUAAAUAGGAAUUUUCUGUAAAUCUUCCAUGCUAAGUCGACGGCUAAAUCAGUCCUUGGAUAUGCUUUAUAAACCACGCGUACAUAUCUGAGGAGAGCCAUUAGCAACUGAAGUUAAUUAAGAAGUGGAAUUUGCAACAUUUUGUCAGGUCUGGGGGUUUUGUUUUUAUUUUUCAUGUAUACCUUAAUUUACGUAGUCAUGUACCCUUAAAAGUAUUCCUAUCCCCUCUUCCUUUUGUUCUAGAUAUUGUUUUCAUUUUAAUUCUUAAAAACUGAUGGAUAUCAAAUAUCUAACUAAGGAGGUAAUUAACCUUUUAAAUAUUUAUUAGAAUUUUUCUGUAAUAUUACUGAAUUUAUAAGAUCUUUAGCAAAGAUUUUUGAGCAAUUUAUUAAAUACAAUGUUUCUGUUUACUGCACUUUUUGAUAAUAGAAGGUAGUGAAUUUUAAAGCCAUGGUUCUUGGCUUCCAUGCACUGCUUUUAUACCCUCAAUCCAAGGAAUAUAUAUAUAUAAAUAAUUUUUUUUAAACAGCAAACAUACUGUUGUCCUAAAAAUAAAUACAAACUUUACUGCACCAUGGGUAUAUUUUCAUAAGUAGAAUGUUUAAUUGCAAACACUAUCAGGAUAAUUAUAAAAGCCUCUUGAAGCUACAAUCUUAUUUAAAUAUAAGCCAUGACAAUUUUAUUUUGCCCUGUUGAUUUAAGCCACUUUUUGAUAUUUUCAAAAAAAAAAAACCCCAACAAAAGUCACUGUUAAAUUUGUAUGUAUUAACUUAUACAUGCUAGGAACACGUUCUACCUAUUGUUUUAAUAGUUUGAUAUAUUUAUGCAAAACCAUUUAGUUAACAUAUUCUCCCUGUUAACUAAAUGUUCAACAUAAAGAGACCAGAAUAAAUGCUGAUUACAAAUAUAUGUCAGUUUGAGGAUUAAGCACAUAAACUUCAAAAACCUCGUUGAGUGAUAUGCUCAGAUUUCUGUAAAUAUGCGCAACUUUAAAUGAAAUUAUACUGUACAUGUAAAUAUAUGCUGUCUGUUAUGUGUACAGUAUGUAUAAAUUCCUUUUCUAGCCACAAUAAAAUGUAAGCCAUCAAGAGGAAUACUAAAGUGGUAUUGUACUAAACCUUUGCUAAUGAUCUUUACCCAAUCACUUAACUUUUCACUUUCAUGGAUCUUCUUUCCAACUCACUCUUACAAUAGCUUGCUUAUAUUCAAGUUUGUUAUUUUAUUCAGUCCCGAAAAAAGUAUUUUGAUUCAUUUUGUAAAUACAACUGUAAAAAUAAGAGAUUUAAUGUUGUCUUUUAAAUACUCCAAUUUUCAUUCUAAUAUGAAUGUUGUUAUAUUGUACUUAGAAACUGUACCUUUAAUAUUACAUUACCUUUAUUAAGUGCAUUGAACACAUCGAUUUUAGAUGUGCUUUAUGUACUGUUAUCCUGUAAUAAAACUUCAGCUUCUAAUGGAAAAAA
Molecule: messenger RNA, 11876 nt
Organism: Dromaius novaehollandiae (emu)
Lineage: Eukaryota; Metazoa; Chordata; Aves; Casuariiformes; Dromaiidae
Gene: RORA
Product: RAR related orphan receptor A
Exons: 11
Coding region: 162-1736 (524 amino acids)
Biological process (GO): negative regulation of inflammatory response; regulation of transcription by RNA polymerase II
Cellular component (GO): nucleus
Molecular function (GO): zinc ion binding; oxysterol binding; RNA polymerase II cis-regulatory region sequence-specific DNA binding
Source: RefSeq, a predicted model, not a curated record